Messenger RNA from Danaus chrysippus (African queen), 1251 nucleotides. The record is from the annotation of a GenBank genome assembly. NCBI's taxonomy places the organism in Eukaryota, Metazoa, Arthropoda, Insecta, Lepidoptera, Nymphalidae.
AUGAGGCUCCUGAGUUCUACCCUAAUCUUGGCCGUGGCUAUAAGCCUGGCCACGGCAGAGGAAAAGGCGGAGAAAGAUUCAAAGGCUGAACCAAAGCAAGUUGAAGAAAGUAAAAAACAGGACAAAAGAGGGCUGUCAGAGUAUUACGGUGACCAUGGCCUUGGAGACAGCGGGAGUUUUGGGGACCACGGUAGCUUUGGAGACCAAGGCAGUUAUGGUGGAGACCAUGGAGGCUACGGUCAUGAAAGUCAUGAGAAAACCAUAACAGUCAUCAAGAAGGUUCCGGUUCCUUACCCAGUGGAAAAACAUAUCCCAUAUCCAGUUGAAAAGCAUGUGCCAGUGCCCGUCAAAGUACCAGUUCCACAGCCCUACCCUGUAGUUAAAACAGUACACUUCGAGGUCAAGGAGUACAUAAAAGUUCCCGAAUAUAUCCCGAAACCAUACCCUGUGACCAAGCACGUACCUUAUCCCGUCAAGGUACAUGUCGAUAGGCCAGUUCCAGUUAAGGUGUAUGAGAAGGUUCCCUACCCUGUAGAGAAACAUAUCCCUGUUCCAGUAAAGGUUCACGUCCCACACCCAUACCCAGUUCAGAAAGAAGUGCCCUUCCCAGUCAAAGUUCCAGUCAAGGUACACGUGCCCUAUCCAGUUGAGAAGGUUGUCCGCUACCCUGUUCCAGUACAUGUUGACAACCCAGUACCGGUCCAUGUACACAAACCAGUGCCCGUCCAUGUCGAGAAACCUGUUCCAUACCCAGUGGAAAAACAAGUGCCAUACCCAGUCAAGGUGCACGUGGACAACCCAGUACCCGUUCAUGUAGACAAACCCGUGCCAGUACCCGUCAAGGUGCCCGUACCAGCACCUUACCCUGUAGAAAAGGUUAUUCCCUACCCAGUCGAGAAGAAAGUACCUAUCCCAGUACACAUCCCCGUUGACAAGCCAUACCCUGUCCACAUUGAGAAGCACGUGGCUUAUCCAGUCGAGAAACACGUGCCGUACACAGUGAAAGUGCCAGUACCUAUUGUGCACGAAGACAAACAUGAAAUCCACGAGGGAGGUGGUAACGGUGGUCACAGCUCGGAAGGACACGGAAGCUUCGAGCAAAACGGCGGCUAUGAAGGCCAGCACGGAGGUUAUGAGCAGCACGGAGGUUUUGAGCAGCACGGAGGUUUUGAGCAGAAUGGAGGUUUUGAACAAAACGGGGGCUUCGAGGGACACGGGAGCUACGACGGUGGUCACGAAUACCAUCACUAA